This is a messenger RNA of Malassezia sympodialis ATCC 42132, 2220 nucleotides long. It is a transcript of the gene PRT1, whose product is annotated as translation initiation factor eIF3 core subunit b. NCBI's taxonomy places the organism in Eukaryota, Fungi, Basidiomycota, Malasseziomycetes, Malasseziales, Malasseziaceae. The record is from RefSeq and is a predicted model, not a curated record. Gene Ontology annotation, molecular function: translation initiation factor activity; RNA binding; translation initiation factor binding. Gene Ontology annotation, biological process: translational initiation. Gene Ontology annotation, cellular component: eukaryotic translation initiation factor 3 complex.
AUGGAGCCGGCGAUGGACGACAUCGACUACUCGGACAUCGAGGCGAAGUACGCCGUACCUCUGGAUGAGGGCCUUGAGAACGUGAUUGUUAUCAAUGGCGUUCCUGUGAUCACAGAGGCGAAGGAACAGCGUUUGCUUGAGGCCAUCCAGAAGCGCUUCCGCACAUACGCUAACAUCGAGUUGGACUUGGCAUCGAUUCACAUGCUGUAUGCCGACAAUGGCGAAAGUAAGGGCUAUGUCGUGAUUGAACUGCAAGACGCGGAUGAGGCGACGCAUGCCAUUCGCACCAUGAACGGCUAUGCCUUCGAUAAGAAGCACCGCUUCGUGGUGAGCCGGUUCACUGACGUUGAGCGUCUGGCGAAUAUGGACGAGACGUACCAAGACCCCAAGGAAGAGCCAUUCGAGCAGCGCGGGCACUUGCGCUCGUGGCUCAUGGACGAGGCCGGCCGCGACCAACUCGUCAUGUGUGCGCGCGACGACGUGCAGGUCAUGUGGCAUAGCCGGACGGCGCAGCCGCUCGAGGCGCACAAGCGGACCCGCUGGACCGAGUCCUAUGUGCAGUGGUCGCCGCUCGGUACCUAUCUCACUACCUUCCACCUGCAGGGUAUCGCCCUAUGGGGUGGCCCGACGUGGGAGCGCAUCAUGCGAUACCCCCAUCCGGGUGUGCGCCUCGUUGACUUUAGUCCGGAUGAGAAAUACAUGGUAACCUGGUCGCCGGAGCCUAUCCAGGUGCCUGAGAAUGCGCCGCAGGGUCCUCAGUUCUUCGCACCUGAGGACGAGGGCAACAGGGUGGCUGUCUGGGAGGUCCGCACCGGUCAUCUGCUGCGCACAUUCCCGAUUGUGCAAGAGGAUUCGGCGGGCCCGAACGGUGUCGCUGUGAAGGGCUUCAGCUGGCCCUACCUCAAGUGGAGUGGCGACAGCAAGUAUUGUGCAAAAGUGACGCCGGGCAAGUUCAUCAGCGUGUACGGACUGCCCUCCAUGGGCCUGUUGGACCAGAAGAGUAUCAAGGUGGAAGGCGUUGUGGACUUUGAGUGGUGUCCCUUGGGUGACAAAGACAAGGAGGCAUUGGAGCUGUGGAAGGACGGCAAGAACCCGAACCUGCCAAAGGGCUUCAAGAAGCCCCGGGACAAUAUGCUGGUGUACUGGCAGCCUGAGGUGCAGAAUCAGCCUGCUCGUGUCACGGUCAUGAGUGUCCCUAGCCGGGAGAUUCUGCGCUCGAAGAACCUCUUCAACGUCGCCGACUGCAAGCUGCACUGGCACCCGCAAGGCGACUAUCUGUGUGUCAAGGUGGACCGGCAGACGAAGACCAAAAAGACAGUGUUCUGCAACUUUGAACUGUUCCGCAUGCGCGAGAAGGACUUCCCCGUCGAGGUGGUCGAGCUUAAGGACCCUGUGGUAGCCUUUGCGUGGGAGCCCCAGGGCAGCCACUUUGCGGUUAUCUCGAGCAACGACCCGAACCUGGGUGUGGUGGCACCGACCAUUGCUCUUAAGACGCAGCUGCACUUCUUCCACCUGCAUCCGCGCGGCGACUUCCGUCUGCUUAAGUCGUUCGACAAUAAGACUUGCAACACCCUCUUCUGGUCGCCACGAGGCCGCCACCUGCUCGCUGUUACCCUGGGCUCGUCGUCGAAGUUUGAUCUGGAAUGGUACGAUGUGGACUUCAACAGCGACGCGCGCCAGAACAGCUCGAGCGAGAUGAUCGAGGAGGUGAAGCUGAUCGGCAGUGGCGAGCACUACAGCAUUACGGACGUCGAGUGGGACCCGAGUGGCCGCUACGUCACCACCUCUUCGAGCUUCUGGCGUCACUCUAUGGAACAUGGGUAUGUGAUCUGGGACUUUAGGGGCAAUGAGCUGCAGAAGAAUGUGAUGGAGCAGUUCAAGCAGAUUCUGUGGCGUCCUCGGCCCAAGACUCUCCUGAGCAAGGACCAGAUGAAGAAGGUGCGCAAGAACCUGAAGGAGUACUCGAAGAUCUUUGAUCAGGAAGACCAGGAGGCAGAAAUGAGCCAGGCCCUGGCUCACAAGGAGGAGUACAAGCGCAUGCUCGAUGACUGGAAGGCGUGGCGCAGUCACGGCCGCGAAAAGCUCCGAGCCGCGAGGAAGGAGCUUGGCAUCGAUUCGGCGAUCGUCUCGAGCGCCUCGCAGCUCGAAAAGGAAAGCACGGAGGAGGUGCAGGAGUGGGUCGAGGAGGUACUCGAGGAGAAGGAGGAAGUAGUUGCGUAA